Agelaius phoeniceus (red-winged blackbird) is the source of this 717-nucleotide messenger RNA. It is a transcript of the gene TNFSF15, whose product is annotated as TNF superfamily member 15. Gene Ontology annotation, molecular function: tumor necrosis factor receptor binding. Gene Ontology annotation, biological process: immune response. Lineage: Eukaryota; Metazoa; Chordata; Aves; Passeriformes; Icteridae. Gene Ontology annotation, cellular component: membrane. The record is from RefSeq and is a predicted model, not a curated record.
AUGGAGAGCGCGGUGGAGAUGGGAGCGGAGGCUGCGGGCAGCGCGCUCGGAGCGGGGAUGCGGCUGCGGCAGGACCUGCGCAGGAUCCGCUGCGCGCUGCUGCUCUGCCUGCUGGCCGUGCUGCUGCUCAUGCUGCCCACCGCCUACCUGCUGGUCGGGAACCUGAGAGCGCCCAGCUCCUGCGGCCAGGUCACAGAGGAGAGGGGCUCUCACUUCCUGAAGCAACGAGCAGUGGCUGCUGUUACAGACACGCUUUCCAGUGCAGAGAAGCCACGAGCUCACCUGACAGUGAAGAGGCAGGACCUGGCCAGCGCCGUGGGGAGCCACAUGCCCAUCCUGCAGUGGGAGGACAAGCGAGGCCUGGCCUUCACCAAGAACAACCUGAACUACUCCAGCAACGCCCUGGUGAUCCCCGUGUCCGGAGAUUACUACGUGUACGCCCAGGUCACCUUCCGCGGGCCCGUGGAGAGCAGCCACAAGGCCAGCUCUGUCACUGAGAUCAUCACCAAGGUCACUGACAGCUACCCCGAGCCCACCCAGCUGCUGAUGGGCACCAAGACCCUCAGUGAGAACGGCAAUGGUUGGUUCCAGCCCAUCUACCUGGGCGCUGUGGUCUCCUUGGAGGUGGGAGACAAGCUGAUGGUCAACGUGAGUGACAUCAAGCUGGUGGAUUACACCAAGGAGCACAAAACUUUCUUUGGGGCCUUUCUGCUGUAG